Guyanagaster necrorhizus is the source of this 324-nucleotide messenger RNA. RefSeq lists its product as uncharacterized. The transcript has a single exon. NCBI's taxonomy places the organism in Eukaryota, Fungi, Basidiomycota, Agaricomycetes, Agaricales, Physalacriaceae. The record is from RefSeq and is a predicted model, not a curated record. The annotation marks the transcript as partial.
CGAUAUGAACAGGAGUACAAAGCAACUAUAGUAGACUAUGAUUUCAAACCUUAUCAUCUAGUCCUUAUGCAUAACUCUCAUGUGGAAGAUAGUCUAGACAGUAAAAUAGAUCCUUGCUAUUUAGGUCCUCUGGUUGUGAUUUGGCAGACUAAGGGUGGAUCUUAUGUCCUUGCAGAAUUAAAUGGUUCUGUCCUGGGUGGGAGAGUCACACAGUUCAGAGUAAUACCAUAUUAUACAAGACAAAAGAUUGAGUUACUACAGAAAAUCCAUGACUUAAUUGAUGUAAGUCCACAAACUCUGAAGGAGCUUGUGAAUGAUGAUAAG